ACAGUUUUAUAUAAUCGCAAAGGGGAGGAUCUCAGCAUUCUAAUGCACAUAGAUAGAGCUUCUAGUCCACUCAGAGGCCAGAUAUUCAAUGAAACAAAAAGGGUGGUGGUUGAACGGAAAAUUAGACGGAAUGUCUAUGGAUGAGCACAUCUUUGAGGGCUAAAAUGUGUUUAGAGCGCCACCUACAUUUCAAAUCUGUAUAUUGUGAUGGAAUGUGAUAGAGAAUUAUUUUCUUUCUUGUGCUUUCUGCCACCUAGUGGAAUAAAAUGGGACUUUUCAAAGUGAGGUAGAGUGAACAGAAGCAGAAAUACAAGUUUACAAAGUUAGGACAACAACAAUGCAUGAGUCUUUUUUUAUUAUUAUUUGGGUGGUUCUUGAAAAAUAAUAAUUUUUUUGUAAUUAGUACACAGUAUGUGUGAAUGGUGAGCUUUUAAAUUUGUGUGAAAAAUUGCAGGCGUCAGCUUGAAGAUGAUUUUUUUUCCCCAGUUUGGUUUUUAAUGAGACCUUCAUAUAACAAAAAAGGGAAGAAAACAAAGUUGAAGUCUGUUUGUUUUAAUAACCAUCCCAUUGGGCAAAUGUGCCUGAAGCUGAUGAAAAAGCCAUAUAUUUUAUUCAAUUUUGUAUGUAUCUCACCGAUUCAUUGUCUUGACAGUACACAGCUCAUUAAUUUUUCAGUUUUGAAAACUAUGCUUAUGCAUUUAAAUGAAUAGCAUUUAUAGUUUUGAUGUUGUUGCUGUAAGUAUACUGUAAUAAGUAGAACUAAAUAUAAAGUGGAGUGAAAUUGGUUAUAUUUAGAUUAUUGUAGUAGCGGAAUAAGAACAUUAUGCGUAGUAUUAAGUAUGCAGCUCUCUAAAUGGAAACUAAGUGGGGCCCCUUACUUUUCUUAGACUCAGUAUGUGUUUGGAAUGUGGCUCAGUUAUCCACACUUCAUGCACUCUCUGUGGCUCCCUUCACAGGGCCUUUCCCUGUAACAUGGAUUAAUUUUUGUGUUUCCUGGUCUCACAAUCCAUGAUAAUAGGACUAGUUUUCUUAUGGCCUAUCAAAUGUUCAACAUCAAAGUCGGUGUCUCAAUCCAUAAAUUGUGUCCAGGAAACUAUGAAAACAUGACUCUGGCCUUGGGACAUUAGGGCUUUUCCUCUCUGUGAGGGCUGAGCAGGAAAAAGGGGCCCCUAUCAGUUCACCCCAGUUCUCAGUGCACAUGGAGAGAGGGGGACCAUGUGCUGAAGGAAUUUCAAGGAAGUGUGUGUGUGAGAAAGAGCUGAAAGGCUGGAGGCACCAUGAAUAGAGCGGGAAGCAUUUUUUAAUCUCGAUUCCAUGGUCCUCUCUAGAAAGAAAAGCAGGGUCUCCCCUGUCACAGCCAUUUUAAAAGCUGGCACAUUGAGCCAACUUGCUGUCUAGGAAAGUUCGUUUUGUCAGAGCUGGCCUUGUGUUGAUUGUGACACAGUUUUAGAUGUUUAUGCUUUAAGACAGUUCAGAUUUAAAAUUUAGAGUGAUUCUGUUUAAAGAGUACAUUGUUUAAGGAAAUCAUACAUGCUUGCUCACAGUUACACUUACCUUUUAACUUUACUUUUUAAAAAUGACUAAAUAUAUCACAUAGUUUCCUUGUUGCCUGUUUGAUUAUAACAAAAUGAGUCGAGGGGCCCUAACGUAGCCCUCACAUCAAGGGCCAGAUGGUAUGAAUCAAGCCUCGAGUACUGUUCAUGGUGGUGUUUGGUUACAACUGCUCAGGUCAUACCUAAUCUAUACUCUUUUGUCCCGUCAUAACUGAAAUAUUUAAACCAGCAACUGAUGCAUGUCUGGUGAGGUUUACCAAGACCAAAUCAAAUGAAUGACUAAGAAUUUACCAAUCAUGCCAAAGGCAGUGAAUCUGACUGCUCACCAGUCAAAGAUCCUUAAUGUAGCCAAUACCAAAGAGUUCCCUCCAAGACAGUGAUGACUUAAAAAGGUUGAGGUAUGAAGAGGUUUUAAUGAUAGGACUGGAGAAAUGCAGGAAGCUGGGACUAUCUGUACAAGAUAUGUGCUCCAAAUGGAAUGCAUCUUUCAUCCUGGAAUGAAAGGCGAAUAUCACGAAGGAAAAAAAUCACACAUGAGAUAGUUGCAGGUAAAAGCGUAGGUCACAUUGGGCAUUCCACAAUAUUUUCCUUUGUAAUUAGUUGUUUCCAUUCAAAAUUGUGUCACUGGCAACUGGAGUUUUGUGUCAGCACUUGGCACACUGUGUGCUAUAUAUAACAAGCACAGUUAAAUAAGGACAUGAAACGAGUCAGGAAAGCCUCAUGUAACAGGACCAAGUCUUUCAGCCACAGUUCUAAACUUGAUAAAGUACAUUGUCUAAAAGCUCAAAUAUAACAGUGACUGUAUAAGGGAAACUAUUCCCAUGUGACAGACUACCUCCUGGAAUGUUCCAUUUACUGAAUAGCAAAGAACAGGCUUGACUUAAUUAAAUCUAAACAUUACAUUCUAAAAAUGCCUCUGUGUGUGGUCUAUACCACUUCUUUGUAUAUAAGCGGAAGGUAGGUAGGUAGAUAAAUUGAUAGAUAGAUUGAUUCUGACGCUCCCGAAAUGGAACCCGAGGAACGCGUGUUAAUCAGUCCAACGGUUUUCUUUUUUUCUAAGUUGGCAAUGGCGGGAGUCUCGAGGCCAUGAGCUCGAACAUUCACAAUGACAUUUUUUAAAAAUAGCGCAGCGGCCAAAAUAGCAUUGCAUGUACGGCUAAAAGGAGAGAUCAGUCACAGUCUCAUGCCGAGAGCUGACCUGCUUCUAUUGUACUCUUGUAACAGUCUAGUGAGCCACAUCGUGAGAACGCAAGAUCAGCAAAUAAACAGGAUUUUUGAGGAGUUCUGACUAGCUGCUUGUAUGCAGGGUAUGACGACUCAUUUUAAAGCAGGCAAAGCUUUAAAGGUAAAGAAGGAGGUGGGUGAGAAUGCCCCGGCGCUCAGCGACGACGAGCUGGUGGCCAUGUCGGUGCGGGAGCUCAACCAGCACCUGCGCGGGUUAACCAAGGAAGAUGUGGUUUGGUUAAAGCAGCGGCGGCGCACGUUAAAGAACCGUGGGUACGCCGCCAGCUGCCGCAUCAAGCGGGUCACGCAGAAGGAGGAGCUUGAACGACAAAAGACAGAGCUGCAACAGGAAGUGGACAAGCUGGCCCGUGAAAAUGCCAGCAUGCGGCUGGAGCUGGAUGCGCUUCGUGCCAGGUACGAGGCCCUGCAGUGCUUCGCCCGGACUGUCACCCGUGGGCCUCCCGGCAAGGUGGCCACCACCAGCGUCAUUACUAUUGUCAAGUCCGCCAAUCACAGCCCCAGCUCCGCUCCCUUCUCGGCACCUUCGUAGUGCUGGUUGACCUUGCCUACCUAGCUUCUUCUGGUCCAAUCCGGCUCUAAACCUAGACUGGUCCAUUGGUUGCCACCUGACCCGCACUGAGAGGUAGUUCAGUGAUCUGACUCAGCGGAGGGUGGAGGCAUCAAUCUGCGUGAUUACAGAAGCGGCAUCCAUUUUUUUCUAUCUUUGUCUUUACACACUCACAGAUCACAAAAAUACACUUUAUAUUGUCUGUGCACUGUGCUAUUAACUCCCGGCACCGGCAGGGCACAUUGGCCAUUUAUUCUACUUCAUCACAGGCUUAGACUUAGCAGAGAUGAGCACAUGUUAAAGUAUGAGAUAGUACUUGAUUUAGACUGCCAUGGCAGCACUGGUCCGACAUCUCUGAUGCCUGUGGCAUAUUGCAUAUACAUUAGAAACGGAACAAAAUAUUGUAUCAUUAAAGGACAUAACAAGUACUUGGAGAUUAUUGCAAAUUUUCCUAGUUCAUUAUGUCAUCUUGGAAUACGUUGUCUCAGACAUUGCGAAAGAGCAGUAAAAUGCGACAUUUUCGACAUUUCCUGGUUUAAACCAUGUGUAAUUCACACAGUCCAUGGUUUAGAAUGGUAUUAUCUACAUCAAGGGCAAAUCAUUAUCCUGAAGCAUUCAUUGCUGAUAAAAACAGGGAAAAUUAACCAUUGGGAAAUAAGUCGAGCCUCUAAAAGUCAGCAGUUUAAACAUAAGAAUUCUAAAUGGGAAAACGGCACUUAUUUUACUGUUGAAUUACAGUAUAAUUCUAUGAAGCUCUUGCAUAGCAGACUGACGCAUGUCAAUAUUUUAGCCGGAAAUGACAGAGUAACUGAGGUUCUGGAAGAGGGCACUUCAUGGUGUUUUUGUGAUAUUUUUAAUUAUUCUUGAAGUUUAAUGACAACGUCUACUAAGCAACACAUCUGUGUUGUCAGUUAUCUCAAAAGAUGUACUGUUUUUCCUGACCUUUCUCUAUACAAUGCCAUAAAAAUGGUAGGUAAUCCAUAUUGGACACAUAUCCUGUGAUAAUAGUAGUUGUCUUGGCAAAAAAUGCUGUUCAGUUAUAACCUGUAUUUUGCAGAACUGAGUUACAAAUACCGUCAAUUUAAGCUCCCAACUUCGUUAUAUAGAAAAUUCUGUCCACUCAGAAAGCAUUCCAACUUCUAAGUCAUGAGAGGUGCCACUGCCGGUGUUGGUAACCCUGAUUAAAUGUAUAUACAAUGCAAUUAUUUGAUAUUUUGUCAGACUCUUGGGUGUCCUGAUGCAAAGUUGUGUUGGAUGUUGUUUAAACACAUAUAGCAUUUAUGCUCUGUUGUUUAAUUCUCUAAAUUGAUCCUUUGUAAAUUCAGGUGGCUGAAAUCAGGAUUGUCUCUUACCUAAGUGGCUAUGACUGUUCCUCCUCUAGUGAACUCUUCCACCACUGCAGAGAGCAUUAGGGAGUGUAGUGCUGUUGGGAAGCCCACUGCUAGCCCCAGGUCUCUGGGGUCCUGUUGUGAUCUUAGCACACAAAUUUUAUAUCUCCAUGAGUGUUUUAUGUGUCAUUUUAUCCCCAAAUGGUAUCUAGAUCUGAUUUCUCCACCGUCUCUAUAUUUUAUUUGUAUCCUGGACAUGAAAUACCUUCAGUUAAUUUUCUGUUUAAAUUCAGUGGUUUAUUUGACUGAGUUAGUUCAGAUGUUGUAGUUCAGUUCAGUAGUUAUUUCUUUUACUAAUCACACAACAGUGUAGCCUUAAAACCCAAAUUCACACUUUCUCUAUGUACAUAAUCUCAGUACAUAUUACUCAUCACAUUAUUAGUGUUUACGUCAAAUGUUAGCAUUAACACACAGACGCUAUUGUAGAUUUUUAUUAUGACAGUACAGAUUUUUGAAACAUGUGACUUCAGUAUUGGUCAUUUAUAUGGCAUUGUGUUAAACUGACCUUUAGCAUUUCAAACCACAUCAAGAUGUCUGUUUCUGGAUGUGUCCUUUGCAGUUACACAUGAUGUGCAGUUCUUUAAAUGUGACUACAGCUCUAGUUGGCAUAUCCUCUUUUGUUGGACGUGUGGGUUUUUAAAUUAAGGUCUUAACUUUCCCUUUAGACCACGGAUUACAUUAAGAGGAGACAAAAAGCCCAGGAAUUUCCCAUUUGUCACAUUCUGGCCAAAUUUUCUGUUCCUCAUAUGUCCACUGUGUUACAUAAUAUUAGAAUUCUUCGGAAUUUUUAAUCCCUUGAAAGAAAGUGCUACAUAUCACUACUACUACUUUAUGGAAUAAGAGUGUACAGUGAUAAAGUAUACAAUGCUUUUUUUGGGAGGGGGUGGGGCAACUGCUCUUUCUGUGCUUUACACUGACAUCUGGUGGUGAUCUUUAAUAUUUCUUUAUUUUUCAUAAUGCUGUGAGCGAAUGCUGAUGACACCAAGAUCUGCUAUGUCUUAUCUUGGACUAUUGAGGCAUUGUUGCUUUGCUUUGUUCGUUUCAGCUGCCACCAAAGCCAUAACCUACCUAUAUGCUUACUUUUCAGUUCAGUUAAUUUAUUUCAGUUUCAUUGUAAAUUAAAUGAAUCUACACCCUCCGGUAGCUAGACCAUAAUGCCCUAAUUCAUACUAAUAAGGACAGAACAUGCUGUCACGGGACUGAUCAAAGUUCUGUCAUUUUACAGUGAUAACAGUGUUCCUUUGGCCAGUUUAGAAAGCAAUAACUGUACCCAUGUCGAUUAUUACUAAAUAGACAAGAUUAGUACUGAAAGAAGGCAUUACACGUAUCUCUACAACUUGAGCAUCACCCUGUGAUCUGCUAGACUGAGACCUGUAGACAAUUCCUUAUUCUGAAACAAUACAAUGCAGUAAACGAUUCUCCUAACACAGUUAGAUGGUGAAGAUGGUCACUAAAUUAAGUGGGUACUUUUUCCUGUCUUUUAAUUCUAUGUAUGCUGUAUGUGGCCUUCUGGGCUGAAUAAGAUAAAUUAUUCUAUAUUUUACACAUGAAUAUAUCUAUUUUUCAAAGUAUAUAAUAUGUGCUCUGUCAGUCCUUAAAAGCUUUUUACCAUGAAUGCACAUAGGAAUUUUAAUCAACACACUUGCCUUUAAAAAUCAUAGAGAAACUCCAUGACAUAUAAAGUAUGCUGCUCCAAAUUAUUACUUUAUAAGUGUCAUUGUAAAGAUUAAACUGUAUUGGGGGAAGUAGUCAUGUUAAUUGUAGGUAAACCAACAUACUGCCUUUUAAAUUUAAGCAUGUCAUCUUUUUAAGUACUGUAUGAAUGGGUGUGGUUGUUUUGUAAAAUCUUUUCAUGUGCAACCACGUGGAACAGAUUUGCCUGUUUGAUAGGUCUCGUAGGCGUAUUUGUUCUGCUCUAGCCUUUAAAAAAUAGCGAUUGUAAAUACAGACAUGAAAUGCAUCAAAAUCUAGGCUUGAAUUAAUCCUAUUCAUGAUUCUUACCAUUAAUCUGCUUGUAUAACAUUGAACAUUGAUAUUUAUUUUUGAUUUUGUUUUAUUUUCAACAUAAAUUAUU
Molecule: messenger RNA, 6807 nt
Organism: Myxocyprinus asiaticus (Chinese sucker)
Lineage: Eukaryota; Metazoa; Chordata; Actinopteri; Cypriniformes; Catostomidae
Product: transcription factor MafK-like
Exons: 3
Coding region: 2854-3327 (157 amino acids)
Biological process (GO): regulation of transcription by RNA polymerase II
Cellular component (GO): nucleus
Molecular function (GO): DNA-binding transcription factor activity, RNA polymerase II-specific; RNA polymerase II cis-regulatory region sequence-specific DNA binding
Source: RefSeq, a predicted model, not a curated record